Molecule: messenger RNA, 696 nt
Organism: Brassica napus (rape)
Lineage: Eukaryota; Viridiplantae; Streptophyta; Magnoliopsida; Brassicales; Brassicaceae
Product: superoxide dismutase [Mn] 1, mitochondrial
Biological process (GO): superoxide metabolic process
Cellular component (GO): mitochondrion
Molecular function (GO): metal ion binding; superoxide dismutase activity
Source: RefSeq, marked provisional
AUGGCGAUUCGUUCUUUAGCCAGCAGAAGAACCCUAACCGGCCUAAAGGAGACAUCUUCGAGGCUUCUUGGUCUCCGAUCAAUCCAGACCUUCACGCUUCCUGAUCUCCCCUAUGACUACAGCGCCUUGGAGCCGGCGAUCAGCGGCGAGAUCAUGCAGAUCCAUCACCAGAAGCAUCACCAGGCUUACGUCACUAAUUACAACAAUGCCCUCGAGCAGCUCGAUCAGGCCGUCAACAAGGGAGACGCUUCCGCCGUCGUUAAGUUGCAGAGCGCCAUCAAGUUCAACGGCGGAGGUCAUGUGAACCACUCUAUUUUCUGGAAGAAUCUUGCUCCUGUCAAGGAAGGUGGUGGAGAGCCACCAAAGGGAUCUCUUGGUGGAGCUAUUGACACUCACUUUGGCUCCCUUGAAGGUUUGGUGAAGAAGAUGAGUGCUGAAGGUGCUGCUCUGCAAGGCUCAGGAUGGGUGUGGCUCGGUUUAGACAAAGAGCUUAAGAAGCUUGUGGUUGACACAACAGCCAAUCAGGAUCCACUUGUGACGAAAGGAGGAAGCUUGGUUCCUCUGGUGGGUAUUGAUGUUUGGGAGCACGCCUACUACUUGCAGUACAAGAAUGUGAGGCCGGAGUAUCUGAAGAACGUGUGGAAAGUGAUCAAUUGGAAAUAUGCAAGCGAAGUUUAUGAGAAGGAGUGCAAGUGA